Molecule: messenger RNA, 1101 nt
Organism: Cicer arietinum (chickpea)
Lineage: Eukaryota; Viridiplantae; Streptophyta; Magnoliopsida; Fabales; Fabaceae
Product: axial regulator YABBY 5
Biological process (GO): multicellular organism development; cell fate commitment
Cellular component (GO): nucleus
Source: RefSeq, a predicted model, not a curated record
CCGGUCCCAGCAUUCCCCUACUGCCGUGGGCACUUUUUUUCAUAAAUCAUCACAUUGCCUUACCCUAAUUCUCUCUUCUCCUCCAUCCUUUGGAUUCCAAACAAACCCCUUCAUCAACUUCAUUCUACCCUAAUUAAUUUUCUAUAUAUAUCAAUAUACACCCUUUCCUCAUCUCUUACUCUUCUCAUACAUAUCCUACCUUAUAAAUAUACACAAACCAAGUAAAGGUUUGGAUAAAAAGAGAGAGAGAAUAUAUAUCAUUAUAGCUUAUCUAUCUUAUCCUUCUCCUUCUUCUCUUCUUCUUUCAUUUCUUGUUUUUGUAAACCUAUCUUCAUAAACAUGUCUACCUGCAGCAUCGAUGUUGCAACUGAACAACUUUGCUACAUCCCUUGCAACUUUUGCAAUAUUGUUCUUGCGGUGAGUGUUCCAUGCAGUAGCCUAUUUGACAUUGUGACCGUUCGAUGUGGUCACUGCAGCAAUCUAUGGUCUGUUAACAUGGCCGCCGCGUUUCAGUCACUUUCAUGGCAAGAGCAUCAUCAUCUUCAGGCACCUAGUCACUGCAUGAAUCCAGAGUAUAGGAUUCGCAGCGGAUCCACUUCCAAAUGCAACGAUAGAAUUGCAAUGCGUACUGCACCAACCACUCAUCUUACUGAGGAAAGGGUUGUUAACCGUCCUCCGGAGAAGAGGCAGCGUGUACCUUCUGCUUAUAAUCAAUUCAUAAAGGAAGAGAUUCAGAGGAUCAAGGCUAAUAAUCCUGAUAUUAGUCACAGAGAAGCUUUCAGUACAGCUGCAAAGAAUUGGGCACAUUUUCCUCAUAUUCAUUUUGGGCUGAUGUUGGAGACCAACAAUCAGGCUAAGAUGGAGAAUGUCUCUGAGAAGCGUUUGAUGUCAAGGGCUGCGCUAAUGAACAAAUGAAAGCUAUAAUGUUGAAUCAAUUUCAAUUAAAUGUGUCAUGUAAACAUUGUCCUCACUUUUGAUGAGUUUUAAGGGCAAUUAACUCUUUUUCUUUCUUAGUUCACUUAAUUUGUCACUGCUUACUACUUGUGUAACGGAUGCUUUACUUAAUAUAUCAAGCAACAAUGCUACUUUCCCUUCUCAUCA